Oncorhynchus keta (chum salmon) is the source of this 853-nucleotide messenger RNA. RefSeq names its product histone-lysine N-methyltransferase 2B-like. The transcript has 4 exons. Gene Ontology annotation, biological process: positive regulation of DNA-templated transcription. Gene Ontology annotation, molecular function: histone H3K4 methyltransferase activity. NCBI's taxonomy places the organism in Eukaryota, Metazoa, Chordata, Actinopteri, Salmoniformes, Salmonidae. The record is from RefSeq and is a predicted model, not a curated record. The coding region runs from base 55 to 618 and encodes 187 amino acids. Gene Ontology annotation, cellular component: histone methyltransferase complex; nucleus.
ACUGUCCAGGGGGCGCGGGCAGGGGCAAGGCUUAGGCAGCUGUCCUUCUCUGGGAUGACAGGUGUCCGUAUGCUGGGCCUGCUCCACGACACGGUGGUCUUCUUGGUGGACCAGCUCCAGGGAGCCCGCCGCUGCCAUAGCCACGCCUUCCGCUUCUUUAAACAGAUCAGCCAAGAGGAGGACCUGCCUGUCAACCCCUCUGGAUGUGCCCGCUCUGAGGUCUACCUCAGGAAGUCCACCUUCGACAUGUUCAACUUCCUGGCUUCCCAGCACCGCCAGCUCCCUGACAUCAACCCCUACGAUGAGGAGGAGGAUGAAGUCCCACUCAAAUCCACAAGACGUGCCACUAGCUUGGACCUCCCCAUUGCCAUGCGCUUCAGACAUCUGGAGAGGACAUCUAAGGAGGCUGUAGGCGUGUACAGGGUAUCGGCUGCUACAUGUUCCGUAUCGAUGACUUUGACGUGGUGGACGCCACGAUGCGCAGCAAUGCGGGGCGCUUCAUCAACCACUUGUGCGAGCUCAACUGCUACUCACGCGUCAUCAACGUGGAGGGCCAGAAGCACAUCGUCAUCUUUGCCUUGUGCAAGAUCUACCAGGGCAAGGAGGUUACUGUCAUGACUGUCCUGUGAGGAUUACAAUGGGUCAGAUCAGCCUGGCAAUGGUUGACAAUAACCAGACCUUCUCUCACCCACUAAAGAGGGGAGGAGGGAGCCCUGUCGUAAAUGUAAGUAGACUUUCUCUCCCCCUCCAGUAUUUAACCCAAGUAAUGCUCUUUGUUAACUUUUCCCCCCGAAACUCUAACACGGUCUAAUGGAACAAUAAUUCUAACAUAAGAAUGUGGGGAAUGGUCAGU